Messenger RNA from Aspergillus versicolor CBS 583.65, 1215 nucleotides. RefSeq lists its product as uncharacterized. The record is from RefSeq and is a predicted model, not a curated record. Gene Ontology annotation, cellular component: cytosol. The transcript is spliced from 2 exons. The coding region runs from base 1 to 1215 and encodes 404 amino acids. Gene Ontology annotation, biological process: L-aspartate biosynthetic process. Gene Ontology annotation, molecular function: pyridoxal phosphate binding; L-aspartate:2-oxoglutarate transaminase activity. NCBI's taxonomy places the organism in Eukaryota, Fungi, Ascomycota, Eurotiomycetes, Eurotiales, Aspergillaceae.
AUGCGAAACCAGUACCUCAAUCUCCAAAUUCCACCGCCGGACACUGCGUUCGGCCUCAUGGCCGACUUCGAUGCAGACCCUCAUCCAAACAAAGUAUCUCUCGUGGCCGGUGCAUAUCGCGAUGAAAAUGGGAAUCCCUGGGUCCUGCCCAGUGUACGGAAUGCAAAAGCACAGCUUAGGAAGGUCAACCACGAAUACCUAGGCAUAGCAGGCUCACCCGGUUUUCUCAAGCUCGCAAAAGAUCUCAUCUUCGGACCUCUCAGCUUCAAACUUGGUACCAAUGUUGCCUCAAUUCAAACAGUCUCCGGGACAGGGGCAAAUCAUCUCGCCGCUGCAUUUCUGGCCCGGCACCUGCAGCCAAAGCGUGUAUUUAUCCCGUCGCCAACGUGGAUCAACCACCGCUCGAUAUGGGAGAUGACCGGUGUCAACGUUGCUGAGUAUCGUUACUAUUGCCCUACAACGAAAGCUGUUGAUCUAGAAGGUAUGCUGGCUGCUCUGGAAGGCGCCGAGCGAAACGACGUCGUCGUCCUGCAGGCCUGUGCGCAUAAUCCGACUGGGGUGGACUUGACAAGAUCCCAGUGGGUUCGAGUGGCACAAUUAAUCCGUGACAAAGGGGCAUUCGCCGUUUUCGACAGUGCCUACCAGGGCUUCGCGACUGGCGACGUCGACGGCGAUGCUUGGGCUGUUCGGCAUUUCACAGAGAUGAUCCUAAGUACCAGCAGCCAUCCUGGUCUAUGCGUAGCCCAGUCGUUUUCGAAGAACUUUGGACUGUAUGGUGAGCGUGUUGGUGCGUUGCAUCUUGUUGUUCCGCCGCAUUUGUCGGCGCAGGGGGCUCGUGGUGAACUUAUGGCGAUUGCCCGCGCGGAAUACUCCAAUCCGCCACGGUUUGGAGCAAGUAUCGUUGAGACUGUCCUUGGGGAUCCUGAUCUCAGAUCUCAGUGGGAAAAUGAUUUGGAUACGAUGAGCUCCCGGAUUCGCAAGAUGAGACGGGAGCUAAGGCAGAGGUUGGAACAGGAGACGGCAGAGGAUUGGUCGCAUAUUGAGACGCAGAUUGGCAUGUUUAGCUAUACAGGACUGGAUGAAGAUCAUGUUCUGAGGUUGAGAGAGGAGUUCCACGUCUAUCUCUUGCCAUCUGGACGGGUCAGCGUUUGUGGGCUGAAUGACGGGAAUGUGCAAUACGUCGCAUACGCCAUCAGCAAAGUCAUCACGACGUAG